Messenger RNA from Eleginops maclovinus (Patagonian blennie), 1853 nucleotides. Its product is annotated as asparagine--tRNA ligase-like. NCBI's taxonomy places the organism in Eukaryota, Metazoa, Chordata, Actinopteri, Perciformes, Eleginopidae. The coding region runs from base 222 to 1211 and encodes 329 amino acids. Gene Ontology annotation, molecular function: ATP binding; aminoacyl-tRNA ligase activity. The transcript has a single exon. The record is from RefSeq and is a predicted model, not a curated record. Gene Ontology annotation, biological process: asparaginyl-tRNA aminoacylation.
UUGAUUAUGCUCAUGCCAAGCUCAUCCCUCUGUUGCCUUCACCAGAUGGAACCAAGCCAGCUGAACUGCAACCAGAAUGCUACCAAGGUUACCCUGGAUUUGUGUCAUCACGGCAUGGCCCAGUUGCUGACCUCGAAGCCCUUAAAAAGGUCCACUCAAAAAUCACCCAGUGCACACCUCCUCAUUCAUGGCAAGACCCUCAGUCUCACUCCACACUUGCCAUGAAGAGCCAAUGGUACCGUAACCUGUUCCGGAUUCAAAACACCCUUUUCCACAGCACAGUGGAAUAUUUCCACAGUUCCUGCCAGUACUCCUACGCUCUAACCCCUCUCACCACAGACACCAUCUCUUCGCCAAUGGGCCUGGGAUCUGACUCAGAACCCGUUUCUGUUCACUUGCUCGGCCAGGACAUCUACCUCGCUGACUCAAUGCAAUUUGUACUUGAAUACUUCCUUCGCUUCCAGGAGAACUUGCCAGGGACAUACUACAUAUCUCCCAGCUUUAGAGGGGAAGAUCCUGAUGCCACCCACUUGAACCAGUUCUAUCACGUGGAGUGUGAACUGUUGGGGAACAUGGACAAGGCCAUUUCCACCGCAGAGGGAUACUUGGCUCAUCUCACCAAGUCCAUGCUGAAGAAACACUCUGAUAUCAUCCUCAACACCGCCGGGACUCUUACACAUGUCAAAGUCAUGCUGAGUAAGCUGGAUGGAAAAAUCCCACUACCAAGAGUCCCCCUAGACCAGGCCAUUCCCAUGAUGCCCUCCACCGACUGUCUAGAGUGGGUGCAAGAUGGCCAGCCGCAGUUUGGCAGAAAGCUAACACGCAAAGGAGAGCGAGUCUUGAUAGAGAAAUAUGGUGGCGCUGUUUGGCUUACUGAGAUGGACCAUCUAGGAGUUCCCUUCUACCAGGCCUAUGUGGAGGGCACUGAGCGGUGCAAAGCCAAAGCUGCGGAUCUUCUCCUGGGUUUAGGUGAGACUGUGGGUCUCGGUGAACGUCAUUCCACCCCUGAGAUGGUACAGGAGGCCCUCAGACACCAUGGAGUGCCAGAGCAGUCCUACAAAUGGUACCUUAACAUGCGGCAGGUGAAUCCGCUCCUCACCAGUGGAUGGGGCAUGGGAACGGAGCGCUACUUGUGUUGGCUGCUUAAACAUGACGACAUUAGAGAUAUGCACAUCAUUCCUAGGAUGAAAGGAAUGAAGUACAUGCCAUAAUCAUAAGUACUUCACAGGUCUACAGACCAUAAGAUGUGAUUUACGUGUAACAAUGUGGCCAAAGAGGAAUAUACAAUAUGGAUUUAAGUCACAAAAAAUGGCAUAUGAAUCCAGACUUUGGGAAAGUCUUCCAUCUCGAGUGCUUUAUAAUCAUUACCAGUGUUCCUUUCUGCAAAUUAUUAUAGCUUUUAAUACAACCCAACCCUUUGAACCAACCCUUGUUCAUUUUAAAGUAACAUGUCCUGUGCUACAGUAUGUUAUAGUCUUGCAGCAAAACCAGAGAUAUCAUUUUAGAGAAUUAAAUUAAUGUAGAGAAAGUUUAUUUGGAGGUUACAUGAAGUAUAUCAGCAUUUGUUUUUUAAGUGUUAACACAGUGGUUAAGCUAACGUGUCAAUGAAAGAUAGUACAGCUUGUACAAUUGGAAUUGCUCAUUGCAUUGUCUCAUCUUUUCUUUGUGUGAGACUUAAUAAAAUGAUUGACAAAAGAUGUCACAGGAUAAAAUGUGUAUGUGUAUAUUUGUUUUAAUGUUUGGGACAAGAUGAAGGUACGUGUUUAUGUCUUUGGUCAUGCAUUUUUAUUAUUUGUGCAAGAACAUUAUUUAUACUGUUCCUCAAUAUAAUAAUAUCUUUGUUUUAAUAUCUC